Molecule: messenger RNA, 4929 nt
Organism: Paramuricea clavata
Lineage: Eukaryota; Metazoa; Cnidaria; Anthozoa; Malacalcyonacea; Plexauridae
Source: the annotation of a GenBank genome assembly
AUGUCGUGCGAGUUGAGAGUCAGAACUUGCAUAGAACUUAACCUAAACUUCGAGUUCUACCAAACCGACUUCCAUUACGAAAAUUUCAAACUUGUUUAUGACCUAGAAGAAGCAUCUCUCGAAUGUGCGAUCGAUGGGGAAUAUUCAUCAAUAUUUGCAAUGCAAGCUUUAGCCUCCGUUCUUGGGCGAGAAAUGUCGGUGUAUCCAGCCAUGAACGGCAUGCUCGACAAAAGCAUUAGUAUAUUGGACGUUGUUCUUCACCCAAGAAUUUCCACUUUCAGAAAUAAUCUAAAGACAGACUAUACCUAAUGUGGACCAGAUGUAGUGGAACCCUUCCGCGACAACGUAACAGAACAUGGUUUCCUAACCACUUCGUCCCUUUACUAACAUGGUUUCCUAACCACUUUGUCCCUUUGGUUCAGCAAGAUAUCCACCUAGCCCACAAGCUCCUCAAUCGAACAUCCAUACACCGCCACAGAAGUUGGGCCGUGAAUGUGACAAAAGUACAUCGGUACCUCUAACAACGCCACUAAUGACAUCAUCACCGUGUUUUGAUAAUAACCCUGAACUGGCCAGAAAACACGACAAUACAAAUGUUACCAAGUCACCAACCGAAACGUCCUCUUUAUCCGACUCGUUAGAUUCCCAAUCAUCCAUCAGAAAAGACGAAAAAAAGAAGCCAAGUUUCAAGCCUCAACCCGUCAACUCACUACUUAUGGAAGAUACACAACAAUCGUAUGUGUCGUUAUCGCAAGACCUCUCAUCAGGAAAGUUGCAGACAGUCCAUCAUGAUAAUAAACAACAAUCAACAAAUAAACUAAACGGAUGUUUCCUAGAUGUUCAGUCGUUAUGUGAACUUCUUCAACACAAAUUAUCGGUAAUGCCGUCGACUCCAAAAGGUGUCAAAGAAGAUGUGUAUUUCGUACUAGAGAACUCAAACAAUAUUUCAAAAAGAAUGCGUGGGGAAAUAAGUAACUUCGAAGAUGAUUGUGGUGUAUGGAAUUCAAAGGUUUCGUCAACGAAAAAGACUGUUUUUCAUCAUGUUGAUGGAAAGUUUAAAGUUAUUGAAAUGAAGAAUGGGAAAUACUGUACGAAAAUACGGAAAGGUUGGGCAACCUCGUACCCAGGACUAGUCGUGAAUUGAAGGCGGCGACAUAGCCCUGGUAAACGCUGGUCACGUGACUCCAAAAUUACGUAAUUGUUACUUUUCUCAACCGGGGGGUGAAUAGGUGAAACUCGAAGACAAACAGUUUUUAUCUCCGAAAUUCUUCAAUCUUCCUUCUGAAUUUUGCACUUCAAGCUUUUCUCAAAGUACGGCGAUCGAUCAAAUGGAUCAAUACUUUCUGUAGAAAAAACUCAGUGAGAUUUGUUCGUAUGAGACGUUUAAAAGACAUGGAUAUGUCGCCAAAGACGCUCGAUCAUUGCACAGGUUUAUGGAAUAGUACUUUGUUCAUUUUGUUGCGACUUAUGCAAAUCCAACUCUUGUAUAAUGACUAAAAGUUGGUUUGUAGAGGGACAACUUAUACAAAAGAUAUGAAUACAUUAACUUCAAACUAGGGACAAGUUCAUGGACAAAUGACAAUGGACAUCCCUAAUAUAUGGACAUUGAUAUUUCACCAAUAUGUAAAUAUGACUAUUAAAUAUAUAAAAGGAUUGCUGUUGUAUUACUUGUAUAUGUAUAUGUACAAGUGUUGUGCUGUGGUAUCUAUGGACUAGAAUUUCUGAGGGGGUUGAAAAAGCCGUUUCUGAGGGGUUGUGUGCAUCAGCAUCCUUUGAUCUUUGCAUUUUUUCUGAGGGAUAAGGCAAAAAUUUCUUAAUUUCUGGAAGGGGGGGUCGGCACUUUGAUCUUUUUUUUCUUAGGGGUUCAAAUUUUAUUGAACUCGUCCAUAGGGGUGUAUACAUUAAAUAAUGGAAUGGCCCAAUGCACCCAGAUGCACCCUACUUUGUUAGUUUACUCUGUCUUACGCCAGACAAUUUUACUCGUCAGGUGGAGGGUGCAUGGCACCACUCAAUGGGUUAACAUAGUCGAUAAACAUGCCAAAUGAUCCUUGACCGUGGUAGUACAUUUUUGCACUUGCUGGAUGAUAUUGCAACCAAGCAUUGUUUCAGAGGAAGAGCACUGAGAUCAUGCUGUGUAGCAAUUGGAAUCUUGCAUAGAGCCUGCUCUCACAUAAAGCAGGCAAGACCUUCACUCAGAAGCCAGUCCUGACACAUAAACACUUGAAAACCAGACUGUCCCAUCUGCCAUAUGCAGGACAAAAAAACAUGCAGCCUGGACUUUAACUGUUAAACAACCAAAUCAGCAUGACAAACAGUGUGAUGAUUUUUGCUUAGCCCAAACCAAAGCCAGUUUUCUAGAAUUAAUUUGCAGAAUCCUAAGAAUUGGACCUCCAACUUGAAGAGCUAGCUGUGCUAACCAAGUUGCAUGGGCAACCCUGAAUUGACGUGACUAGAGCAAACCUUCAAAAAUAAUAGAGAGAUCAGAUUUGACUUCCACUACUGCUAUUGCUAUCAUUAACUAUUAACCAGAUAAGUUUCAUCUAUCCAAUCAAACAAUCGGAUGCAACUGCCAGAUCAAGUAGUGGUAGUGGAAGUCAAAUUUGAAUCUUUCUAUAUGGAUUUCAGAGAGACCAGUCUUUAUUUGCUGAUAUAUUAUUAUAAUUUGUUUAAUCAAAAGAUACUAUAUAUUAAUUUAUGACAUUAAAAAUUGAUAUAAUUUUAUCUAUAAAGUGAGAAUAAUUUUAAAAAAAUAUUCAUAACAUAAAAUGAUUCAUGCAUGCUGGUGAUUGAAUAAACCAUGAAGUGUGCAUUCUGAAUCUCUACAAAUUCCUUGACAUUAUUUUCCAGUACAGUGUAAAACUAUAUAUAUAAAUGUGACACAGGUUGCAGGUAUUAUACCAGUGUGCUGAAAUACCACCCAGUGACUCGGUCUUGUUCAUUGUUACUUGCAUCUUGCUUAAUUGAACUGUUUUUGCCCCAUUUCUUGUACCCAUAAAGUUAUUUUCAAUAGUCUAGAAAACUUCAAAAUCAUUCAGUAAAUUUAAUUUUAAAAUUGGGUGAAAGGUAAGGGGUCAAUAAUAGAUGAAGAAAUCAUUUCUUAUUGUUCAUACAUAUGGCCCCAUCUCUGUCAGGUAUUAGAGUAGAAAUUUAUUGAAGCCCGAAGUCAGAAAAUAAAUAUGGCAACAAGGUUACACGCCAUACUGCAGAGUUAGGCAAUUUUUUUAAAGAUCUCAAGGGCACAAAAGGUAUAAAUAUAGAUUGUAGGGGCAAGGGAACAAAAUAAUGAAAUUUUGAGAUUCAGAGGCAGGGUUUACAAUGGGGUGCUAAAACUUUUCCCUAAAAAAUCCCUGACCAGCUGGAGUGCUGAAACUGAUGUUUGACUAUUGAAAUAUCCUAGCAGGUUAGGUUCAUCAGAUUUUAGCUUUGUCAACCUGGCCACUCUGUUAUUACAGUAAUGGCUCAUUUAAAUAAUUUCAGGUCAUUACUGUAAAUGUAAAUACAAAGUAUUUGAAGUUAAUACUGCUGUAAAAUGUAGUUUAAUAAUAUUGUAUUAAAGUGUAAACACGUUUCUCAAGUCUGGCCAUGUGUUUCUCAAUAUUCACAAUAUUUAACUACAAUUGUACAAAUUCAACUAUAUUUAAUAACAUACUGUAUAAAAUAUAUUACAGUAAAUAGCCUUCGAAAUAUAUAUUUCAUAGAGCUAGACAGUGUAUAAACAAAUAAUGGGAAUCUGCUAAAUAAUUUGUAACAAUGAAAUACUUCUAAACAUUUUCAAAUUCCUAUAUACUGUACCUUUUCAUACUUGAUGGAAAUCAUCACAAAUAGUAUGUACGAGAUUGGCUCCAUUUUCACUGCUUCGAAAUUCGAAACAUCGCCUCCUCGGCGAUUUACAUGAUGCGAUAUAAAAGAAGAUUGAUGUACAUUCGACGUAAUAUAUAAACGUAACAUAUUAAGAAGAAAGAUUACAACAAAAAAUAAAAGAAUAUAAAUAAUCCGCGGCAAUUCAAGAUCCAUUCGUGAACUUUUCGUCGCCCCCCUGUCUUUAUUUCCACAAAGCCCGCUCGCAGGCUAAUAGUCCAAGAAUCUUGGAGUAUUUGCCUGACACGUGACCAGCGUUUACCAGGGCUAUGUCGCCGCCUUCAAUUCGCGACUAGUCCUGGGUACGAGGUUGAAGAUUGGGUUCCUUUGGAGCCGCAACCUCUUGAAGACGAAUUGAUGAUCAUGAAACGAUUCUACACCUCACUAAAAAGAAAACCAGACUAUAAAAAAAGAAUAACUUGGAUUGAAAAGAUGUCAUCACAAAUGAAUGUUGCUUGUCACGGGAAAGCGGUUGCAGAAUACGUUGGUGUAUUUCCCUUAACCACUACCAUGCACGGAAAUGGUAAAAAAGGUAGCGGAUACGUUAGAACUAGCUAAAGUACAAGAAAAGAAAUCAAUGACAGAGUCACAAAUGCCCCUCCACGUAACGUCUACUGUAAUAUGGUGCUUGAAGAUUCGAUUGACGCCCCACGGAACUUGAAACAAAUACAGAACAUUAAACAAACAAAUGCACGCAAACAAAGAGCCCCUGAUGCGAACAGGAAAAAUAAUGCCGAUGAUGUACAAACGAUUAUGAACAUGAUGAACGAUCAUCCUUUUAUUCAGGAAAUAGUGCAAACGAAGGGUAAACCACCUAUGGUCAUCCUAUACACAGAGGAACAGGUAAAGGAUGUGAAAAACUUUUGUGUAACACGCAAAGACUCAUCUAUGAACUCUAUCCUUGGCGUGGACAGAACAUUUAAUCUUGGAGCUUGCUUCGUUACAUUGACGGUGUUUAAAAACAAUCAUUUGUUGAGACGUUCCACUCAACGACCUCCAAUAAUGCUAGGUCCAUUGUUUUUGCAUUGGGAUGCACAUGCUCAACCUAUCAUCGCUUUUUUAGCCAUUUAA